AUUUGUUUAUUUUUCCUUGCGUCAAUUGUCCUCCAUUUUAAUUACAUUGAGUUAUUCUGUAAAUGGCCACACAAGGGCGCUAAACAAGAAAAUUGCAGGAAUCACAAUACAUGAGAAGAAGAGUGGGUGGGUGUCAAUUCAAUUCAUCAAUGUGUCUUUCCUUACUUUCCCUUGCUUUUUUACAUUAUAACUGGUCUUGUUAUUUCAGCAGGAUCUUUCCAGCAACUUUAGAAAUGUUAUAAAGAUUUAGAUCGAAAAUUAAACAUCUCGGAGAGGCGUUUUUUUUGUGGUAAAAUGAGUAAGGGGGUAAAGCGAGGGAACGCCGGUUGAUUUGAGACGCGUCCCGGUUGAGAGCGGCGGCGCGGUGUCCAGGGCAGACCUGCAGGGUGCGAUGCAGCGUUCACCGGCGGUGCUUUUUCAUUGGGUUAAAAAAUAAAUAAACAAUAUUAUUGUUGUUGUUUUUUUUGGUGUUUUGUUUUUUUCUGUAAUGAUGGGAACCGAGGCUCCUCUGUGGAGGCGCGUGCAGGCAUUCAACGGCCCCGUGCCCCGGGCAAGACACGGACACCGAGCGGCAGCGAUCCGGGAGAUGGUGGUGGUGUUCGGUGGGGGAAAUGAGGGCAUAGCGGAGGAGCUGCAUGUUUAUAACACCGUUUCCAGACAGUGGUUCCUCCCAGCAGUGAGAGGAGACAUCCCACCCGGCUGUGCUGCACACGGGUUGGUAUGUGAAGGCACACGCAUCCUGGUGUUUGGAGGAAUGGUGGAGUUUGGGCAAUACAGCAACAAUCUCUACGAAUUGCAGGCCAGUCGCUGGCUGUGGAAGAAGCUGAAGCCGCGGCCACCGAAAAACGCUUCACCUCCCUGCCCUCGUCUGGGUCACAGCUUCACUCUCCACGGCAACAAGUGCUACCUGUUCGGAGGGCUAGCCAACGAUAGUGAAGACCCAAAUGGCAACGUGCCCCGAUACUUGGAUGAUUUCUAUGAGCUGGAGCUUCAAACGCAGUCAGGAGUCAAAGCCUGGAUCGUCCCAGAGACUAAAGGAGGGGGUCCAUCAGCCCGGGAGUCUCACACAUGCGUGACGUACAGCGGAAAGAGUGGCAGCUCCCCAAAACUUUACAUAUUUGGGGGCAUGUGCGGGAACAGACUAGCAGAUCUGUGGCAGCUGGAUAUCGACACCAUGACGUGGUCGGUACCUAAAACAGCAGGACCCUGUCCUUUACCCAGAAGUCAACACUCUUCAAAUCUGAUUGGAAACCAGAUGUACGUGUUUGGCGGCUGGAUUCCUGCCACAGAGAAGAACGCCGUAGGAGCAGAAUGGAUCUGUACGAACUCUACCUCAGUUCUAAACCUCGACACGAUGACGUGGCGACGUCUGAACCCCGAGAGCCGACAGCACUGGCAGUCAGGCACAUCUGUAGAGCAGGAAGAAGAGAAGGAGCACACGUGCUGGCCGAAAGCUCGCGCCGGUCACUGCAGCGUGUCCAUCGGCACUCGCCUCUACAUGUGGAGUGGACGAGACGGUUAUCGCAAAACCCGGAACUACCAAGUGUGCUUCAAAGACCUGUGGUAUUUGGAAACAGAGAAACCAGCAACACCAGGUGCAGUGUAUUUGGUCAAGUCCACGAUCAACAUGCUGCACGUAGCCUGGCACCCUUUACCUGCAGCCGACUGCUACCUGCUGCAGUUGCAGUACGUUGCUCCUCCUCCAUCAUCACAAAAGCAGGCUUCUGAUUCGCCAACUACCCCGACUCCACCCAGCAGUCUAACGGAGGGGGAGGAGCCUCUAAAGACGCUUCUUCAUGCCAAGUCGGAGUUGUCCCAUGGAGGCGGAGAUGGAAACCGUGAGAGAUCAGCGCUACAGAACAGUGCUGGUGGAGGUGAAACCAGAACAGAGACCACAGAUAAAGUCGAAAUCGGCGCAGACGAACCUGAACCUGAAAAUGUAACCACUCCUUCAGGACAGAAUGAAGUCUCUGCGUGGCUCGACGUCGGUAUUUUUAAAACCCACUUCGCCGAGGUCACAAACUACUACCUACCAUCUGAGAACGGCAGCACUGACCAGAUCUCCAAUGAUUCCGAGUCGAAGAUUCAAAGUCCUCAGAGUUUUGAAGGGCGAGAAAAGCAGGAGCUCGCGUCUAACGUUACCUACCGCUUCAGACUGGCGGCCCUGAACAGCUGCGGCCGAGGAGACUUCAGUCCCGUCGGGGAAUUUAAGACGUGCAGUCCUGGAUUCCCAGAAGCUCCUCCUGCUGUCAAAAUCACCAAGGCAUCUGAUUCGGUGCACAUCACGUGGGAAUCGCCCUCGAGCACAUCGGGGAAAAUCCAGGAAUACUCCAUGUACCUGGCGGUGAAGAAGACACGAGGAAACGGCUCGGAGAAGCCGGGAGAGUCGACCUUCAUACGCAUUUAUCGCGGCGCCAAAACCUCGUGCACCGUGAACGCUGCGAAUCUGAGUAACGCGUACAUCGACUGCACAGCCCGUCCCGCCAUCGUGUUCCGCAUCGCCGCCAAGAACGAGCGCGGCUACGGGCCCGCAACUCAGAUCCGCUGGCUACAAGAGAGCAUUAAGAUGAAAUCAGUACUGAAACCAGACUCCAGUCCUACCAACCCUGAGCCAGAAGACAUCAGCUCAUGAUGGAACAGGAACUUCCCCUCACACCAUCUGAGACCAGGCCCCCGAAACGAAGAUCCCCAGGAGCCAUACAGCAGUGUUUUAUUCUUUUUUUUUUUUUUUUAUAUAGGAACUCGAGUGCAUUAAACUUCUUGUUAAAACUUUAACUUAUAUUUUUUUUAUUGUACAGAUUUGUUAGCGUAUAUAUUUUUUCACAAAUUCGUGUUUUAGCUGUUUAGCUGCGUUUUUAAAUCCAUUUUAUUUCACGUUUUUUUUUUAAGCUACAUCCUGUAAAAUAUAUGACCUAGGAUUAAUUAGUUUGCAUUUGCUUCAUUAUUAAACACCUGCACUAUUAUAUGAACAAAAGUAUUGGGACACCUGACUUUUCCAGCCAUUUGUUUCCAAAAGCUACGUUUCCGUGUGGAUGGAAGGCCCAAAAUAAAUAAAUCUGCACUUUCAAACGAAA
Messenger RNA from Silurus meridionalis, 3074 nucleotides. It is a transcript of the gene hcfc2, whose product is annotated as host cell factor C2. Bases 488 to 2632 code for a protein of 714 amino acids. The record is from RefSeq and is a predicted model, not a curated record. Gene Ontology annotation, molecular function: transcription coactivator activity; protein binding. Gene Ontology annotation, cellular component: histone methyltransferase complex. The transcript is spliced from 16 exons. NCBI's taxonomy places the organism in Eukaryota, Metazoa, Chordata, Actinopteri, Siluriformes, Siluridae. Gene Ontology annotation, biological process: regulation of DNA-templated transcription; chromatin remodeling.